This is a messenger RNA of Chaetomium fimeti, 956 nucleotides long. RefSeq lists its product as uncharacterized. NCBI's taxonomy places the organism in Eukaryota, Fungi, Ascomycota, Sordariomycetes, Sordariales, Chaetomiaceae. The transcript is spliced from 2 exons. The record is from RefSeq and is a predicted model, not a curated record. Bases 396 to 956 code for a protein of 186 amino acids.
UGACUUUGACGCUGUGUAGCCCACGACGUCGGAGAUCGCCUAGCAGUGCGCCUUGGCUGAUGCGGUAUUAACAACGCUUCCUGCGCCCUGUGCAUGAACCCGCCGCCCCUCUUUGUAGCCCCGUUCCUUGCACUACCGGCAGCAAGGCAGGCAUCCCACCGAGCACCUGGUAUUCCAUCCGGGUCGCCGCCCUUACCAUCCUCGGACAGAGCCGUGUGCGCCUGGCCUCCUGACUGUUUAAGACCGCCAACCCGCCCCACACACCACACCCGAAACUGAUGAAAGCCACAAGCCAGGAUUCGAGCCACAUAGCGCAAGGAUAUUGUGCCGCUGAGGAGAAGCCACUCCCUCUCCCUUGUAGAUAGACGGGUACUAUCUGUAGGUAAUGGUAAUUCAUGGACGUCGAGAUCAUGGCCAGUGGCAGAACUGGCUUCCCCCUCUUGGCACAGCGAAUCUCGCUGAGCCCCGACUACGAGUCGUUCAUCUUCCGCAAGUUCGACCGCCUGAGUGCCCGCAACCUGCUGCACCUCGAGGGCAAGCUGGCCUACCUGGAGCAUAAGCUCGAUCAAGCCGAUGAACAAGCGGCGUUACCUACUGCCGACAACGAGGCUCGCCGCUCGGUUCGCGCAUGGGAGGCUUUCGAGGAGAACGCCGCAAACCCAGACCGGCCCGAGCAUAUGCACAUGAAGCUCGCCGAGCAGGUCCACGAAACGCUCAAGGAAUACCCGGCUCUCGAAGCGCCAAAGAAUCGGGCGUUUGACGUCGCACACAACCAAUUUUACGAGGACAUCAACGACGAAUUUGGCCACACCAAGCGACAGCGGCCUCUCCUCGCUGGCCUUGCCGAGUGUCGACUAGAGGAAGGUAACCGCCGCGACCUGGUGGCAGUACGACGGCCAGCCGACAAGGAUCUUCUUUCCCGGUUCCUGCAAGACCAUUGGAUAUUCAAGGUCUGA